Uranotaenia lowii is the source of this 540-nucleotide messenger RNA. Its product is annotated as glycogen [starch] synthase-like. Gene Ontology annotation, cellular component: cytoplasm. NCBI's taxonomy places the organism in Eukaryota, Metazoa, Arthropoda, Insecta, Diptera, Culicidae. The record is from RefSeq and is a predicted model, not a curated record. Gene Ontology annotation, biological process: glycogen biosynthetic process. The transcript is spliced from 3 exons. Gene Ontology annotation, molecular function: alpha-1,4-glucan glucosyltransferase (UDP-glucose donor) activity. The coding region runs from base 31 to 540 and encodes 169 amino acids.
UUGGCACUGUUUGCUUUUGCAGCGCUCAGAAUGAGCCGACGAUUUUCUCGCGCGGAGUCCGCAACGGAUCUGUUGGCGUUCCUGGAUCGCGGCUAUUCCGCCAACACUGAGAACCGAUGGACGUUCGAGGUCGCAUGGGAGGUCGCCAACAAAGUCGGUGGAAUUUACACCGUCAUCCGGUCGAAGGCUUUCGUGUCCACCGAGGAGCUGGGCGAUCAGUACUGCCUGAUGGGACCGUACAUGGAAGCCUCGGCCAGGACUGAGGUGGAGGCGUGCGAGUUCCCUAGCAAUGGUCCUCUGUAUCGGGCGGUGACCAACAUGCGGAACCAAGGCUACAAGGUGCACUGUGGCCGCUGGCUGGUGGAUGGAAAUCCGCAGAUUAUCCUGUUCGAUAUCGGAUCGGCCGCUUGGAAAAUGGAUAACUACAAACAAGAACUGUGGGAAUCGUCCAACGUGGGCAUCCCACAUCUGGAUGUCGAGAGUAAUGAUGCGGUUAUUCUUGGAUAUACCAUUGCCACCUUCAUUGAUGAGGUGGAAUAA